AUGUCCUGCUGCCCUGGCAGAAAUUCUGGCUCUUCCUCUGUAGCUUUUCCCAGGAUUCGGGGUGGUUUUAGCACUGUCUCAUGUCACUGGGGGGGUGGCAUGGGCUACCAGAGCCUAAAUAACUUCAGCAGCAGAAGUCUUGAUGGUCUGAGAUGUUUCAGGUCCAGCACAGCUGCUGGAAGGUGUCGUCCUCUGGGACAUGGAUUUGGUGCAGCUGGCACAGGGUUCAGCUACAGAGGUGUUGGCUUUGGCUACAGGGUUGGUGGGGUCUCCAGGCCAUGGACCAUCACCCCCAUCACCAUCCAUGAGGAGCUGCUGAAACCACUCAGGCUGGAGCUCGAUCCUAAGGUUCAAAAGGUGAAGUUCCAAGAGAAGGAGCAGAUCAAGACCCUCAACAACAAAUUUGCUUCUUUCAUUGACAAGGUCCGACUCCUGGAACAGCAGAACAAGGUGCUGGAGACCAAAUGGAGCUUCCUGCAGGGUCAGAAGCACUGCAAGGAUCCCACCAGACCCAUGGUGGAGGCUUCUGUUGGAAACUUGAAGAAGCAGCUGGAAGCACUUAGGAAGAGCAGAGCCCAGCUGGAAAGAGACCUGAAAGAGGCAGAGCAGGUUUUGGAAACCAACAAGAAAAUGUACAAGGAUGAGCACAGCCAAAGGACGUGUGCUGAGAGUGAGGUUAUUGCCCUCAAGAAGGACAUGGAUUCUUUUUUCUUAACCAAAGCAAAGCUGGAGGCCAAAGUGGAAAGCCUGAAAGAAGAGGUUGAGUUCCUGCGAGUGCUCUACAGGGAGGAGGUCCAGCAGCUGCAGGCCCAGAUGUGGAACACUUCAGUGGUCAUGCAGGUGGACAACAGCCAAAAUCUUGGCUUGGAUGGGGUCACUGCAGAUGUCAGAGCUCAGUACGAGGACAUCGCUUGCAGGAGUCGGGCAGAAGCACAGGCACGGUGUGAAAGCAAGUUUAAGGAGCUCCAAGUGACCGCAGGCAGAAAUGCUGACAGGCUGCAGGAUGCAAAACCCAAGAUAGCUGAGCUGACAGGGAUGGUCCAGAGCCUGAACAGAGAAAUCAGGAGCACCAAGGAGCAGUGCUGCAAGCUGGAAGCUGCUCUGGCCAGCACCGAGCAGCACGGGGAAAAGAGCAUCAGGGAUGCAAAACACAAACUCUCUGAGCUGGAGGCAGCCCUGCAGCAGACCAAGGCAGAACUGAGCCGGCAGCUCUGUGAGUACCAGGAGCUCAUGAGCAUCAAGGUAGCUCUGGACAUCGAGAUCAUCACCUACAAGAAGCUGCUGGAGGGAGAGGAGAACAGGUGA
Messenger RNA from Calypte anna (Anna's hummingbird), 1305 nucleotides. Its product is annotated as keratin, type II cuticular Hb4. The coding region runs from base 1 to 1305 and encodes 434 amino acids. Gene Ontology annotation, biological process: intermediate filament organization; keratinization. The record is from RefSeq and is a predicted model, not a curated record. Gene Ontology annotation, molecular function: structural constituent of skin epidermis. The transcript is spliced from 7 exons. Gene Ontology annotation, cellular component: keratin filament. Lineage: Eukaryota; Metazoa; Chordata; Aves; Apodiformes; Trochilidae.